Gasterosteus aculeatus aculeatus (three-spined stickleback) is the source of this 3887-nucleotide messenger RNA. RefSeq names its product RFNG O-fucosylpeptide 3-beta-N-acetylglucosaminyltransferase (gene rfng). The record is from RefSeq and is a predicted model, not a curated record. Gene Ontology annotation, biological process: pattern specification process. Lineage: Eukaryota; Metazoa; Chordata; Actinopteri; Perciformes; Gasterosteidae. Gene Ontology annotation, cellular component: Golgi membrane. Gene Ontology annotation, molecular function: O-fucosylpeptide 3-beta-N-acetylglucosaminyltransferase activity.
UGUAUCGUCCGGUCCGCUUGCUGUCCGUGCUGAGAGGAAUGUUUGGUUACUAGUGACGAGCCGCGAUGGAAGUUCCUCCGUGUUCCCUUUAUACAUACAUGCGCGUGAUAGCACUAAGUCAUCAAGCUCACUUGAAGAAGUGUCCGUAUCCUUAAUAAGUCAGCGAAGACCAAAGUAGUACGACAGUCGGAUUGAAGAGGACAGAACAACUACCGAAACCCUCGUUCAUUGUGAGGUCCCGUGGGAACAGAAAGGGUCCCAUGUGAUGGUGUGAGAAUGGGAUAGGGUGGUGUUGGAAGUGACUGCAGCCCUGGAGGCUGAUGAACCUCUGUCGGCCUGUCAGGAUGCACCUAGCUUCGGUGGGCAUCAGCAAGUUCUGCUUCCUGUUUUCCCUUGCUUUCUGCGGCCUACUGCUCCUGCUCAUUCCUGCCCUCCAGCCCCCAACCCGCCAAGUGGACCAACCCCAACCUCGACCGCAUACCCAACCGGCACGGUUGGGCUCGCCCCAACGUGUCAGAGGAGUGUUUGUUCAUGCAGGGAAAACAGACUCUGCCACAGAGCUGAGUAGCUCAGCGGGGCGGACUGAAGGUACUAGGGAUGAUAUCCAUGGUAACAAGAGAGAGAUGGACUCCACAACAGGAACUACCCCUGGAGGAAAGGGGGGGCAAUUGUCAAGUUUUAGGUCACGGGACCCGUUAGACUUUAAGGACAUUUUUAUUGCAGUGAAGACUACCAGGAAGUACCACAAGUCCAGACUGGAGCUGCUGAUCCAGACCUGGGUUUCCCAAGCUAAAGAACAGACAUACAUUUUUACUGACGGCGAGGACAGCGAGCUGCAGAGGAGAACGGGAGUCAACCUCAUCAACACAAACUGCUCCGCGGCUCACACCCGCCAGGCUCUGUGCUGCAAGAUGUCAGUGGAGUACGAUAAAUUUAUCGAGUCUCAGAAGAAGUGGUUCUGCCACGUGGAUGAUGAUAACUACGUCAUCCUGCCCAGUCUGCGUGGGCUGCUCUCCUCCUACCACCACAGCCAAGAUGUCUACCUGGGCCGGCCCAGUCUGGAUCAUCCAAUAGAGGCUGCAGAGAGGGUCAAGAGUGACGGAUCGGUGUCUGUCAAGUUCUGGUUUGCCACAGGUGGAGCAGGUUUCUGUAUCAGCAGAGGCCUGGCGCUGAAAAUGAGCCCAUGGGCUAGUUUGGGAAAUUUCAUCAGCACUGCAGAGAAGAUCCGACUACCGGACGACUGCACCAUCGGCUACAUCAUUGAAGCGCUGCUGGAGGUGACCCUAACCCACACACACCUCUUCCACUCACACCUGGAGAACCUUCAGAAGCUGCCCACUGACACUGUGCUGGAGCAGGUCACCCUGAGCUUUGGAGGCUUUGAGAACAGAAGAAAUGUGGUCAGCAUUGUUGGAGGCUUUUCACUGGCUGAUGACCCCACAAGGUUUAAGACGGUGCAUUGCCUUCUCUACCCAGACACCAACUGGUGUCCAAAGCCCAAACACAGCCACAUAAACUGAAAGCCACAGUGCUGGAUACCCGCUAUCCCCACGAUCCCACUGCCACCUUUGGAUCAAGUAAUGUUUAGCUGGAAAGAUGGAACGUAAGACACUGCGUAUCUGUAUCCAAAGUAGCCUCAUGGCAUGCCUUAUGAAUGCAAUCUAAAUCUAAACAGCUGGGGCCAAAGAAUACUAGAACAUGAUUGUGACUACAGCCGUAGGCCACACGUGUUUACACAUGAGGGACUUUUUUUCCCAGCAUUUUUCCCAAAGUUUGGUAAACUACCUUCGCUCGGUCAUCGCUUAAGUGGUUCAGCCCGUAAAUACUAUUUGCCAAAUGGGAGUUAGCUGAAAGGCUGCUGUGGCUCAUACUGAUGCUGGAGAAUUAAAGUACUCAUUUAAUCUGUUCAAUGAAGGAAAUAUCACAUGACUCCAUCUACCGUGGUUGAACUCGAGUAAUCUCGGUUAGAGUAUGUGAGGUUUGAGUGUUUAAUGAAAUGCCCUCUAACCACUGACCCUUAUUGUAAGUUAUUGUAACAUGUACUUAUUUUAUUUUUGUUUACAUAUAACCCCAAAGUAUAUAUAAAAUACAGACAGUUUCUGUCGAAUGGGAGAUUGUUGAGGUACUUUUUUUGAAGUCUGAUUUAUUAUGUAGGGUUUAAUCUGAAUUCUUUGCUGUCAAACAUUGCCUGGACAGAUGUUUGAUAUGACGAAGGUUUCUAUGCUGGCUGUGCCCACUUUUUUUUUCCAACAGUUGUAGUUAUUAUUUUUUUUAUGUCAGCCAAAUACUGUCAUUGUAUUACCCAUUUGUAACGGGCCCAUCUUUAUGGUUUUGCACUACUAGUCACUUCCUGUAUGUUGAUGUAGUUACAUGUUCCAAUGUUGGGGUGAAUAUGUGAACCAUAUCAUGUGUUCUGUCUUUUCAUUGCUUGUUGUCUUAGCUCAGCAUAGCUUUCUUGAGAUCGAGAUCUUUUCCUUUUGUUGGAGUUAUUGGAGCCAAAGACAGUUCAUCCACAUUACCAUGACAUUUUCUUGUGGACAUUCACAGCCCUCAAAGAGGGAUGCCAUUUAUUUGGGUGACCUGUUUUAUUUAGUACAACCAUCAGGUCAAACUUCCUGUUGAUCAUACAGUGGACAAUGAAUCUCCGCGGUCUGGCAGCUAGUGUGUCUGCUAGCAUAGUCACUAAACAAGCAGAUUCUCACAAAUACUUGUAGAUGUUCGUUUCUGUACAGCCCUGUCUUCCAUUUACCUCCAUUACCUAGCGGUAGCUUUAGCAACGUGGCCACCGCUAGCCGCCUGACUGCUGCCUAAAGCAAGAAUCCCAGCUUUGAAUAGAAACCCUCUGCUAUGGUAAAGGCAGUGUAAAAAAAUCUGCUUGUCCAUUAUGUUCCUCUGGUAACGACGGUCCGAAAGCCCAACGUCCCUUGUGGCAGACGGAUAAUGCAUAUAAACAGAUGGGCUCUUGGUUGGCUACAAGCAAAAUAUAUGUUCACCCACUUAAAAUGAUUGUUUAUGCAGAGCAUGAAAAUGUCACAUUGAAUUUUUGUCUUUUAAAACUAUCACCACUCACUAGCCUUAGUCCAGGUGAAGAAGCUCAUUUUAGCACGUCAACACUAAAUGCUGAAUAUUUCUAACAUACUUGCUAUAUACGUCCUAGUUAGCGGUUUGUGGAAGAGGUGCAAUGAUCUGCUUACACUUCAAAUUAAUAGAUGCUCAUAAUACAAAAUAAAACAAAGUCCUUGUAGAUAACAUUUUCCAAAAUAUCUCUUCCCUCUUUGACUUGUUUUGACAGUUGGCUGAAGUAUAAUGAAUUAAACUAGUUCUUUGACUACACCAACUCUGUUAACUAGAAAGAAUCCGUAUCGAAUGCUGCUGUGACUUUAUGAAGGUUUGGUUGCUGCCACAGAAAGCCAAUGGAUUUUGGAUUAUUGCAGAAAUAAGCUGUGGGGCAAAUUGGCUUUCAAACGCUUAGCUUUCUGCUCAUCAAAGUUAUGUUAACAAAUGAACGUAUCUACUGUUUUCUUAUUUAGAGACAACCACCUUUUGUAAGUCAUGUAAAGGUUUCUGAACUCACAAGGAGUAUUUACUUGUUUAAUGUCCAACCAACACAUUAUUUUGGGCAUCUAAGCAGAAAUCUAUUAAAACAACUGCAGCGAACCUGCAGAAGAUGCUGACUCAUUUGUGGGUUUUAGGACUAAUUUCUGCCUGGAAAAAAACAUGUGUGCGAAACAUUUGUCCACCUUUUUAGCACACAUGACUGAUCAAAAAUCAGAGCAUUGUGUUCCACUGCAGGCCAGUGGGUGAGACUGAGUGAAAGUUCUUUGCAAAUGCUUUACCACUGAUGUAUUAUUGUGUUUAUGUAACAAUAAAACCUUUUUGCAUUGUUA